Vicugna pacos (alpaca) is the source of this 961-nucleotide messenger RNA. NCBI's taxonomy places the organism in Eukaryota, Metazoa, Chordata, Mammalia, Artiodactyla, Camelidae. The record is from RefSeq and is a predicted model, not a curated record.
ACUCUUCCCAAGGUACUUCUGAGCGACAACACCUGCGGGUGCUUGGUUCUCAGAGCAACAGCAAACCCAGCUCCGCGUGGGGGCAACGGGUGUGAUCCCCGUAGGGUUUCUGCAGAAGCAUCGGAUGGAGGGCUGGAUCAGGGAGGUAAAACUUGAGCUGCGGGCCUUGAAGUGUUACCGAAGGGUAAAGAGGCCGGUCUGCUGCCUCCUUCGGGGUGCCCCAGAGGUAAAGCUUUUUCUCUCCAUCUCAGCUACGACCCUCCCCUCUCCAGAUCCCUCCCUUCUCUCUGCUCCGCCUGUCCAUCUGCCUCCCUCCACUUUUCCCCUCCUCUCCACCCGCUCCCAUCUACUCCCUCCCUCGCUGCCCCACCUUCUCUCGAAGAACCCAGAAAGGAUCGCUGGCCCUCCUGCGCAUGCGCAGUCGGUGCCAGCUGAUCCGCUGGUUGGAAGCUCCAUCUCCGAGCCGGGGAUCGGCCCCAAAGGCUUCUCAGCUCUGUCGCCCGUGUUUCUGCCCCAGGCUGGGAUGCUGCAGGACUCCCUGGUCCAUCACCAUUAUGUCUUGGAGCUGCUCCAGUCAGUGAAUGACUUUCUGUGGCUUGGAGGCGCCCUCACCUCCUGUGGCAUCCAUCCAGACACCAGCACUGACACUGGCUGUGCUCAGACCUGCCUCAGCCCUGAAGACACCGCUGACAAAUUGAAGGGGGCCACGCCCUGCGACAGCAGGUGCUCUCACUUUGUGGGUCCUUAUGUAACUGCGCGUCCUUAUUCAGGAUCGCCCGUUCUACAUUGUGUGGUGCUGCUACCGUGUCUCCUAGUUUCUUGUUUCUGUCAGUACUCGUGUAUUUUCUCCAAUGUGUGGUACUAGACAUCUAAAAAUGCUUCUUUCAGAUGAAAAAUAAUGUGUGUUUAAUAUAAUAAGUCUGAAAAAAGGGGCAAAAGAGGCUAUCCUGGUCCCACUACU